This is a messenger RNA of Bombus huntii, 1030 nucleotides long. It is a transcript of the gene APC10, whose product is annotated as anaphase-promoting complex subunit 10. Gene Ontology annotation, biological process: protein K11-linked ubiquitination; anaphase-promoting complex-dependent catabolic process. The record is from RefSeq and is a predicted model, not a curated record. Gene Ontology annotation, cellular component: anaphase-promoting complex. The transcript is spliced from 3 exons. The coding region runs from base 191 to 760 and encodes 189 amino acids. Lineage: Eukaryota; Metazoa; Arthropoda; Insecta; Hymenoptera; Apidae.
GAAGAGUAAACAUCACAUCUUUCUAUCUUUGACAGAAACCUUUAAAUAAAUAACAUUAUAACUAAUUCGACACCUAGUCCAUUUGAUAAGAAACUACUCAAUUCUCUACUAUUUUACGAAAAAUUUAUGUUUUCAGUGUAUUAAGAAGUUUCUGUGAUUAAUCAAGUACCUAUAGUUUAAAAAAUUAACAAUGAGUAACAAGACUGGUAAUACAGGAGAAAUAGAUCCUAUACAGGAGGAGCUAGCUGGUCGUGUGCGAGAAGUUGGAAACCAUGCAAUUUGGAGUCUGUCCAGUUGUAAGCCUGGCUUUGGCGUAGAUCAAUUGCGCGAUGAUAUAACAGAGACAUAUUGGCAGUCUGAUGGACAACUUCCACAUCUGGUAAACAUUCAGUUCAAAAGGAAAACAACGAUUCGUGACAUAUGUAUAUACACAGAUUACAAGUUAGAUGAAAGUUAUACUCCCAGCAGGAUAAGUAUUAGAGCAGGUACAAAUUUUAAUGAUCUCCAAGAAAUAGAAGUAAUGGAUUUGAAUGAACCAAGUGGUUGGGUUAUCAUUCCCAUAAAGGACAUAAAUGAUAGACCUAUUAGGACAUUUAUGAUACAAAUAGCAGUAAUAAGCAACCAUCAGAAUGGACGAGACACGCACAUGAGACAAAUUAAAGUUUAUAGUCCCACACAGGAUGUUCUUGGACCACCUGCUCCCUACAUUGCAGGCCACUUCCUUACCAACGAGUUUUUGCGUUAUGCUACAGUUAGAUAAAGAAAUAAUCGUUGUGCAAGAAAUUGUAAUAACAAGGAAUAUUAAUGAAAUAUUCAUUAGAGUUCAGUUACAAUGUAAAAUUGUAUGUUACACACAUAAUUCAUAUAUAUACGAAUUUGAAUUAAUCCUGUUACCUGGAAGGGGAAAAAAUGUAAACAUGGAAUGUAAAGACCACCUUUUCAUCUAUGAACUAUUUCUAAUUGUGAAUCAACAUUCUAAGUAACGAGUGUGGAAAUAUGAUAUUAAAGUUUUUCCUUAUUUUAGUAUUAA